Teleopsis dalmanni is the source of this 4318-nucleotide messenger RNA. It is a transcript of the gene Pld, whose product is annotated as phospholipase D2. Bases 452 to 4222 code for a protein of 1256 amino acids. The record is from RefSeq and is a predicted model, not a curated record. Lineage: Eukaryota; Metazoa; Arthropoda; Insecta; Diptera; Diopsidae. Gene Ontology annotation, biological process: intracellular signal transduction; phosphatidic acid biosynthetic process; cell motility. The transcript is spliced from 11 exons. Gene Ontology annotation, molecular function: phosphatidylinositol binding; D-type glycerophospholipase activity.
GGCAAACCUGUCCGGUGCCGUGUAGUUCCAUAACGCGAAACGUUAGUUGAGCUUCCAAGUCGAAAUUAGUGUCUCGGUUGUUGGUUUUAUGCUGUGAGUCAGUUUAAUUGUUUUCGUUAUUCAAUAUAUACAUUCUUCCAUGUGAGAUACAAAUACAGUAUAUAGUUAUUAUAUACACAAAGCAACUCACACAAAGUUCAUAAUAUAAAUGCUCCAAUAAUGUGUUGUUUUGCAAUUAGUUACUAAUUAUUAUUUAUAAUAAUAAAAAAGAAGGCGUUAAUUGUUUUGCGCAAGCGUAUCCGUAAACUUUACCGUUUAUAUGAGUAUCUUGCAGAUAUAAAUACGUACGCAUCUUUAAAUCAACAACUACCAACAAAUUAAAGAUACAAUAGUGAACAAUUAAUGUGCGUAUUGGUGCAGCAUUUCACAUCAUUUUACAAUUAAAGUUUCAAUGAAUUUACAUUCCUUUACGGAUGUGGAAUUAGGCAUAACAAAUCCAAGCUACGAUGAUAUAGAUCAUCCAAAUCUCUAUUCACAAUUCGAUGCUGAUGCAAUGGCGGCAAAUGGGAAUAGAACUGUUGUAGUAACUGAAACUGAUAGCAUUGAUGAUGAGUGUAGCAAUGAGGAUAAUAAUAGCACUGAAAUGAGGGAAACACAUUGUCUGCCCGAAUUUCAGUUUUCCAUCAUUGAAUCAGAAUAUGAUGAAACGCUGGCGUUUCCAGAUUCUGUUACAAUUUUAUCAAACGUUGGAGACAAGCCGGUACUUGUCGAACGUAAAGACACCGAUGAUGAUGAAGACGACGUAGAUCCUACAGGUUUACCUACUGAAAUAAAUUUUACAUCCAUCUAUGGGCCAAGUGUUAAAUUUAAUUCCUUUCAACGCAAAGUCUUCAUACCAGGUAUGGAGAUACAAGUAAGAAUUAUAGAUACGGAAAGAAGUAUAACAACACAUUUACUUAAUCCAAAUUUAUAUACUAUAGAAUUAAGCCAUGGCCCAUAUAAAUGGACUAUUAAAAGACGCUAUAAACAUUUUAAUUCAUUACAUCAGCAGCUAAGUUUCUUUCGUACAUCACUAAAUAUACCAUUUCCCAUGCGUAGUCAUAAGGAAAAACGCGCUACUCUAAAAAGUGCCGCUCUACAAAUGGCCGAUGAGGCUCGACUAAAGGAAUUACAAGCAAAUACCAGUAAUAGUCUCAAUAGUCAAAAAAAUAAAUCCCAAAAUAAUACCAUAGUGCAAUAUAAUGAAAGUAUGGCCAAUGCGAGUAAUAGUACUAAGAAAAAGAAGAAGAAACGUAAAUUACCACGAUUUCCAAAUCGUCCCGAAUCUUUAGUUACCGUGGAGUCGAUACCAACUCGCAUUAAACAACUUGAAGACUAUCUAUACAAUUUAUUAAACAUAAGCUUGUAUCGCAGUCACCAUGAAACGUUAAAUUUUGUGGAGGUCUCGAAUGUCUCUUUUGUAGCUGGACUGGGUAUGAAAGGUAAAGAAGGUGCAAUACUCAAACGUACGGGUUCGACACGGCCUGGACAAGCAGGUUGUAAUUUUUUUGGUUGUUUCCAGCAGAAAUGUUGUGUACGUUGUAAUUAUUUUUGUUCCGAUGUCUUAUAUGGGCAAUGGCGUAAUCGUUGGUUCUUCGUGAAAGAAACUUGUUUCGGCUAUAUUCGUCCUACCGAUGGUGUUAUAAGAGCUGUAAUACUCUUCGAUCAAGGUUUUGAUGUUUCAACGGGUAUUUAUCAGACAGGUAUGCGCAAAGGCUUACAAGUAUUAACCAAUAACAGACAUGUGAUAUUAAAAUGUUGGACGAAACGAAAAUGUAAAGAAUGGAUGCAGUUUCUAAAACAAGUGGCGAAUAGUAGUGCACGCGACUUUACUUACCCCAAUCCACAUAUGUCAUUUGCACCAAUACGUUCGUGUACCUUAACCAGUUGGUAUGUUGAUGGGUCAACAUAUAUGGCUGCUGUAGCUGAUGCAUUAGAAGCUGCCACAGAAGAAAUUUACAUUGCCGAUUGGUGGUUAAGUCCAGAAAUUUAUAUGAAGAGACCUGCGAUAGACGGUGAUUAUUGGCGCUUGGAUAAAAUAUUGACCCGUAAAGCAACUGAAGGCAUAAAAAUAUUUGUAUUACUCUACAAAGAAGUUGAAAUGGCUUUGGGUAUUAAUAGUUAUUAUAGUAAGCAACGACUUGUGGGUUUACAUGAGAAUAUCAGGGUUGUGCGACAUCCAGAUCAUGCCCGCGCUGGUAUAUUCUUUUGGGCACAUCAUGAAAAAAUUGUGGUGGUGGACCAAACUUAUGCAUUUUUAGGUGGCAUUGAUUUAUGCUAUGGGCGUUGGGAUGAUUACCGACAUCGUCUUACCGAUCUUGGUAGCAUUUCGACCGCUUCUGCAACUGGCAGUACGAGAAAACAGACUGGAUUUUUCAAUGGCAAAGACGAUGCAGAUUCUGCCUUUGGUUCACGCAAAUCUUCUCGCAAUGUUAAUAUUGAUUUACAAAAACGAGAACAAAAUAAUAGUCGAAAUUCUUAUAAAUUUGAAAGUGUAGAGUUACGUAAACUAGAACCAGGUGAAAAGUUAAUGAUACCCGAGCUACGGUCACCAACUACCGAAGAACCUGUUGCAUUGGAGGGUAUGAAAUUGAAUACACCUGAAAUGGAACGUAAAAAUAUGCUUGGCAAACUUAAGGAGAAUGCUAUGAAGAAGGGUAAAGAUUUAGUUAAUCGUUUAACCAUGACAGAAAAUGAACGUGCCGGAGAGAAAUCACCAGAUAUACUUAAAGAUCCUAAGCAAAUGGUGUUCACUAUAGAUGAACUGGAGAAAGGAAGACAAGGUGGCUUAGAAGAUCCUACGCCGUUACAAACACAAAUUUUAAAUAAUUUUUAUGGACAAGCUAAAUAUUGGUUUGGCAAAGAUUAUUCCAAUUUUAUAAUGAAAGACUGGAUGAAUUUAGAUGCACCUUUGGUAGAUAUGAUAGAUCGUACUACUACACCACGUAUGCCUUGGCAUGAUGUGGGUAUAUGUGUGGUGGGCGCUUCGGCACGUGAUGUCGCUCGUCAUUUUAUACAACGUUGGAAUGCAAUGAAAUUGGAGAAGAUGCGUGAUAAUGCUAGUUUUCCAUAUUUAAUGCCAAAGAGUUAUCAAGAAAUAAAGCUCAAUCCAAAUAUAGUACAAAAGCGACAAAAUCGUACUACUUGUCAAUUGCUACGUAGUGUCUCAUCAUGGAGUUGCGGUUUUAUAGAACAGGACCUUGUUGAGCAAAGCAUACAUGAUGCUUACAUACAAACUAUAACAAAGGCACAACACUAUAUAUAUAUAGAAAAUCAGUUCUUUAUAACUAUGCAGUUGGGUUUGUCAGGUGCUUAUGGAAACGUCAGAAACCAAAUUGGUGAAACACUCUUCAAACGUAUCGUCAGAGCACAUAAGGAACGUAAAAUCUUUCGAGUAUAUGUUGUUAUGCCUUUAUUGCCAGGUUUUGAAGGUGAUGUUGGGGGUAGUACUGGAAAUGCAGUCCGCGCCAUUACGCACUGGAAUUAUGCCUCUAUAUCGAGAGGUAGGUCGGGUAUUUUAACACGUCUAAAAGAAGUUGGUAUAUCUGAUCCUGGUGAAUAUAUAUCAUUCCAUAGUUUACGCACACAUUCCUAUCUUAAUAAUAAUCCCAUAACUGAACUGAUUUAUGUGCAUUCUAAGCUACUGAUUGCCGAUGAUCGUGUGGUUAUCUGUGGUUCAGCAAAUAUUAAUGAUCGUUCGAUGAUCGGUAAACGUGAUUCUGAAAUUGCAGCUAUAAUAACUGACGAAGAGUUUGAGGAUGGGCGUAUGAAUGGUAAAAAGUACCCAAGUGGUGUCUUUGCAGGACGUUUAAGAAAAUUCUUAUUCAAAGAACACUUAGGUUUACUUGAUCCAGAUGCUGAUCGCAUAUCAAUUGAUGUGACUGAUCCAGUUAUUGAUCAAUUUUGGAAUGGCAUGUGGCGGCGCACAUCAACACGUAACACAGAAAUCUAUGAUGAAGUGUUUAAAUGUAUACCAAACGAUAAUGUUAAGUCUUUUGCCAAUUUACGUAAAUAUCAAGAAGAGGUUCCUUUAUGCAAAUCCGAUCCAGAUGUUGCAGCUAAACGUGUCACAAAUAUUCAGGGAUUUUUAGUCAAUUUACCUUUAGAGUUUCUUAAUAAGGAAGUUCUUACACCUCCUGGUACAAGUAAAGAAGGUCUAAUACCAACAUCUGUUUGGACGUAGCGCUAAUUAAUAUUAUGGAUGUGUUAUUAUUGUAUAAAAGUGUUUUUUUAAAUUUUUGUUAAAUGUUGCCUAAUAUUUGUAUACUGUUUUGUUUUU